AUGGCUCUUGCUCGAACAAGGAUCGACAAACUCACUCCCUGUGAACAGUGGGAAACGACACAGAUCAGCAUGGCUCUUGCUCGAACAAGGAUCGACAAACUCACUCCCUGUGAACAGUGGGAAACGACACAGAUCAGCAUGGCUCUUGCUCGAACAAGGAUCGACAAACUCACUCCCUGCGAACAGUGGGAAACGACACAGAUCAGCAUGGCUCUUGCUCGAACAAGGAUCGACAAACUCACCUCCUGCGAAUGGCAACGACAUGGAUCAGCAUGGCUCUUGCCCGAACGAGGAUUGAGGAACUCACCUCCUGCAAACGUGGGCAACGACACGGAUCAGCAUGGCUCUUGCCCGAAUGAGGAUCGACAAACUCACCUCCUGCAAACGGUGGGCAACGACACGGAUCAGCAUGGCUCUUGCCCGAACGAGGAUCGACAAACUUACUCCCUGCGAACGGUAGGCAACGACAAGGAUCAGCAUGGCUCUUGCCCAAACGAGGAUCAACGAGCUCACCUCCUGCGAACGGCAACGACUUGGAUUAGCAUGGCUCUUGCCCAAAUGAAGAUCGACACACUGAUGGACUGCGAACGGUGGAUAUUGACGAUCAACAUCGAUCGCAAAUCGAAAUGGGUCCACAGGACAAACGCUCGCAAAUAUGAAGCAGAGCAAGCAGAGAUCAAACUCAAAACGAAGGAGUUUCGAAACCAUAGACACGUGAAGACGGGGCUUAGACCAACGGAGACGGGGGCAAGAGUGAAUGUCGCAGAGGGAACGGACGUUGUUGAACGGCCGAUGAAGAAAUGGCUGCAUGCGGUGUUGAAGAAGUUAGGCUGGAAGCGGGAGGGAUAA
Molecule: messenger RNA, 849 nt
Organism: Suillus plorans
Lineage: Eukaryota; Fungi; Basidiomycota; Agaricomycetes; Boletales; Suillaceae
Exons: 6
Coding region: 1-849 (282 amino acids)
Source: RefSeq, a predicted model, not a curated record